UGUCAAAGGUCGGUCACUCUGGCACCGCACAACAUUCCAAGCUGGGUCAAUCACCCCUGAAGUUUCAAUAAACCUGCCAGGAAAGAGCCUUCAAAAGUCUGGUUAUCAUUAAAACUCCCAACUCCCAACUCUUUAGUUAUCAAACAAUAUGGAUUUCCCAGAUUUCCCAUUACCAAAGAGAAGAAAAAUCAAUUCGGAUUCCAUUGCUACUCAACAAGAAAAGGCCUCUUCUUCCUCUUCUUUCUCUUCUUCCCCUUCACGUCCAUACGAUGUCUUUUUGAGUUUUAGAGGUGGGGAUACUCGAGACAACUUCACAGGCCAUUUGUACAAUUAUUUGGUUCAGAAGGGAAUUAAUACCUUCAUAGAUGAUGAAGAGCUUAGAAAAGGAGAAGAAUUAUCAUCUGCACUUCUCAAAGCAAUUGAAGAGUCAAAGAUUUCUAUCGUCAUAUUCUCUGAAAACUACGCAUCCUCAAGGUGGUGUUUGGUUGAACUUGUUCAUAUCCUACAAUGUAAGGAGUUGAAGAAACAAUUGGUUUGGCCGGUGUUUUACAAGGUGGAUCCCUCCGAUGUACGGUACCAGAAGGGUAAAUAUGGUGAGGCACUUGCUAAACAUGAGGGCAGAUUCAACGACAACGACAUGGACAAGGUCAAGAGAUGGAGGAAGGCUCUUAGUGAUGCAGCUCAUAUAUCAGGGUGGACUUUCUCCAACGGGUAUAUUUCCAUAUUUAAGCAUGAACCUAAGUUCAUUAGUGAGAUUGCUGAAGAGAUUUCAGCACAAGUAUCAAAACGUAGCUAUUUACAUGUGGCAAAGAAUCCCGUUGGUAUAGAGUCUCGUGUACAAGAUGUGCUUAAGCGUCUAGAUGUCGAGGGAAGUGAUGUUCGCAUGGUUGGUAUAUGGGGUAUUGGUGGGCUAGGGAAAACAGCAAUUGCUAAUGCUAUAUUCAACUCAAUCGCCCAUAAGUUUGAAGGUUCGUGUUUCUUGGCAAAUGUUAGAGCAGCUUCAGUACGCCAUGGAGGCCUAGUUCAACUACAAAACAAUCUUCUUAAUGAGAUUUUAGGGGGCCGGAAAAUGGAGAUGACCAAUGAUGAUAGAGGAAUCCAGGUGAUAAAGGAAAGGUUAGGUAGUAAAAGGGUUCUAUUAGUUCUUGAUGAUGUGAAUGAACUGAACCAGUUGGACAAAUUAGCUGGAGGAUUGGAUUGGUUUGGUCGUGGCAGCAGAAUUAUCAUAACAACAAGAGAUAGACGCUUGCUAAUUAAUCAUCCUGUCAAUGAAAUAUACAAGGCCAAGGCAUUAGGUAAUGAUGAAGCCCGUAACCUCUUGAUUUUGAAUGCCUUCAAGAAAAACAGUAAUCCAGAUGAGUAUCUGAAAUUCCCAAUUGAUACUGCUGUACUCUAUACUCAUGGCCUUCCAUUAGCUAUAAACAUUUUGGGUUCCCUUCUCUGUGGUAAGAGUAUAAGUCAAUGGCAUGCUGCAUUGGAUAGUUUCAGAAGAUCUCCUAACAGCAAUAUCCAAAAAGUCCUAGAAACAAGUUACAGUGAAUUGGAAGAUCCAUUGAAAGGAGCAUUUCUCGACAUUGCAUGUUUCUUAAACGGUAAAGAUAAGGACUAUGUGAUGCAAGCACUAGAUGGUUCUCGCCUCAACCCUAUAGAUGCUAUUGAAGUACUUGAAGAAAAGGCCCUCAUAAAUACUGAUAGAUCUGGUAUGAUUUGGAUGCAUGACUUGCUGGAGGAAAUGGGAAAAGAAAUAGUUCUUAGAGAGUCACCUGCAGAUGCUAGCGGACGUAGCAGACUAUGGUUUCAUGAGGAUGUUCAUCGUGUUUUGACUGAAAAUACAGGCUCAAGGAAAGUUAAAGGCAUCAAAGUAGAGCUACCAGGAGAAGAUGAGAUAUGUUUGAGUGCUAAAUGCUUUAAAAAGAUGAAAAAUCUUCAACUUUUUAUAAACAUUAAUGCACGCUUCACUGGAGAGGUUAAUUAUCUCCCAAAUCAGUUGAGGUUCCUUGAUUGGCCUGGAUUCCCAGCACAAUCUUUGCCAUCCGACUUCAGUCCACAAAAACUGGUCAAGCUCAAUAUGCCAAACAGUCACAUCUCACGACUUGGGCAAGGAUUCAAGAAUUUUCAAAAUUUAAAAUCUCUAAGUUUUGAAAGUUGCAAAUUCCUAACAGAGGUCCCUGACUUGUCUGGAAUCCAAAACUUGGAGUUGCUGAAUUUAAGUUACUGUACAAGUUUAGCUGAGUUGCAUCCUUCUGUUGGAUUCCUUAAUAAGCUUGUUAAAUUCGAGAUUACAAAUUGCGACAACCUUAAGAUGUUCCCAAGAAUAGUCAACAUGAAAUCUUUGGACUAUUUUGAUUUGACUGGCUGUAAGAGGCUCGAGAACUUCCCAGAAAUUGUGGGAAGGAUGGAAUCCUUAACAGCCUUGCUUGUUGGUAAAACUGCCAUCAAAGAAUUGCCUUCAUCAUUUGGAUAUGAUCUCUUUAAUCUUCGAAUUUUGCAUUUAUGUUCAUGCGAUAACCUUACGAAUCUGCCACUCAGCAUUUAUGAGUUGCAAAAGCUACAGCAUCUUGCACUCAUAGGUUGCCGAAAACUGGAGCUACCUCCAUUUCCGAAGAAGAUGGAAUACUGUGAAAUGCCAACUCCAACAUCCAGCUCAAAGAUUUCACAUUACGGCAAGGCAACUUCAUCAGAAAAAGAAAGUGAUUGUGACGGUGGUGGUGGUGGUGGUGGUGAUGAUCAAGGCAAUGUAGUGUUUCCUUCGGACAGUGAUUUUCUUGUGAGGCUUGGUUGUGCCUCCACCUUAACAGAGCUUGGGUUUCCAGCAAGCAAUUUUGUUAGUCUUCCCGCUUGCCUUACCAAAUUUAUCAACUUGAAGGCGCUUCACUUGUGUGGGUGCAAGAGGCUUCAACAAGUUCCAGAGCUUCCAGCAAAGUUGAAAAUGUUAAAUGUGAGAAACUGCGUAUCAUUGGAAAGAAUUUCAAAGUUAUCAAACAUUUUGAAAAAUCAAGAAUCGCAAAUGAUUAAGUGGCUGGACUUGACCAAUUGCUGGAGACUGUGUGACAAUCUGGUUCAGGAGGCAGAGAAGAAAGGUUUGUUGGUGAAUUAUGAUCAUCAGGUGGAGGCUGAUCUCUUCUCUCUUUUUCUCUCUUCUCAGAAGUCUGAAUUCGGGGUUGUACUUCCAGGUUAUGAAAUUCCAAAGUGGUUCAGCUGUCAAAUGGAUUUCAAAGGGAAUGGACUGUUUGAAUUUGAUAUUCAAGUCCUUCCUAAUUUCAAAUGGGAGAACACAGGAUUGGCUCUAUGUGUUACUGCGGCACGGAUGUAUGAUUGCGGAUUAGAAAUUUUUAUCAAUGAAGUACUACUGCCGAUUAAAAGUUUAAGUGAACUUAGACAUUAUCAUGGCAAUCCUGAAGAUGCUGAUUCGCCUCGUAUGUCGCUGUUUUAUAUUCCGUUCCAUAGAAUGGGUCCAUCUGGUUAUAAGCGUCCGCUGCCACCUUUUCAAUGUCGAGUUAGUAUUUAUCAAAGAUUCUAUACUAACGUGGUUCCCUUGAAAAGCUGCGGAGUGCACCUGGUAAUGCCACCAAAUGAAGUGUGUAUGAAACUAUCCCACGCACAGAACCUCACGAAUAGACUCAAAGCAGAGGACCGUCAGGACUCAAGAGAAGUAUCGUUAAUUGGGAUUAAGUGAAAUGGCUGGUCACAAGAUUGCUGAUGCUGAAGGACCAAGUGUUGUCAAUGAGAUCUGUAGCAUCACUGCCCUUGCUUUAACGCAUCACUGGCCAGAAUGACCACAGGAAAGUGAAGGCAAUAAUUCUAUGACUUGCUGGAUAAAGGUGAAGAAAUCAAUCUUGUUGAUCAAGUGAGAUGCUAAACUGUUUAGACCAUCAUGUAUUCAUGGACACUUCAAAGUUUCAACAAUGUUGUUUUGAACAGAAAUUGUUGUUGUUUGCUGCAUUGUGAUUUUUACCAGGCUUCUGUACGAUUUUUCUUUUGACAAAUAAAUGGUUCAUAAUAUGUAAAAUCAAAGUUGACCAUUCA
Messenger RNA from Rosa rugosa (rugosa rose), 4026 nucleotides. Its product is annotated as disease resistance protein Roq1-like. NCBI's taxonomy places the organism in Eukaryota, Viridiplantae, Streptophyta, Magnoliopsida, Rosales, Rosaceae. Gene Ontology annotation, molecular function: ADP binding. The record is from RefSeq and is a predicted model, not a curated record. The coding region runs from base 149 to 3676 and encodes 1175 amino acids. Gene Ontology annotation, biological process: signal transduction; defense response. The transcript has 6 exons.